Zingiber officinale is the source of this 1084-nucleotide messenger RNA. RefSeq names its product bifunctional dTDP-4-dehydrorhamnose 3,5-epimerase/dTDP-4-dehydrorhamnose reductase-like. Gene Ontology annotation, biological process: S-adenosylmethionine biosynthetic process. Lineage: Eukaryota; Viridiplantae; Streptophyta; Magnoliopsida; Zingiberales; Zingiberaceae. The record is from RefSeq and is a predicted model, not a curated record. Gene Ontology annotation, molecular function: methionine adenosyltransferase regulator activity. Gene Ontology annotation, cellular component: methionine adenosyltransferase complex. The transcript has 2 exons. Bases 40 to 945 code for a protein of 301 amino acids.
UAACACCUCCCUCUUCCCCUCCCUGAUCUCGUCCGAUCGAUGGGUCUCAAGACGGAGAACGGCUCGGCGGCGUCCGGAUUCAAGUUCCUCAUUUACGGCCGCACCGGAUGGAUCGGCGGCUUGCUGGGCCGCCUCUGCACCGAGCGCGGUAUCCCCUUCGCCUACGGCGCCGGCCGUCUUGAGAACCGCGUCCAGCUCGAGGACGACAUAGCCGAAAACUCUCCUACCCACGUAUUCAACGCCGCCGGAGUUACUGGUCGCCCCAACGUCGACUGGUGUGAGACCCACCGCGCGGAGACCAUCCGAGCCAACGUCGUCGGCACUCUCACUCUCGCCGACGUUUGCCGCCAGCGUGGCCUAAUUCUCAUAAACUACGCCACCGGAUGCAUCUUUGAGUACGAUGACAAGCACCCUCUCGGCUCCGGCGUCGGUUUCGUGGAGGAGGACACGCCUAACUUCGUCGGUUCCUUUUACUCCAAGACCAAAGCCAUGGUUGAGGAGCUGCUGAAGAACUACGAGAACGUUUGCACCCUCCGCGUUCGAAUGCCCAUCUCAUCUGAUCUGGCAAACCCUCGGAACUUCAUCACCAAAAUCACCCGCUACGAUAAGGUCGUCAACAUACCCAACUCCAUGACCAUUCUGGAUGAACUUCUGCCGAUAUCAAUCGAGAUGGCAAAGAGGAACCUCACCGGUAUAUGGAACUUCACCAAUCCCGGUGUGGUGAGCCACAACGAGAUCCUGGAGAUGUACAGAGACUACAUCGACCCCAAAUUCACGUGGAAAAAUUUCACACUCGAGGAGCAAGCGAAGGUGAUCGUUGCUCCGCGGAGCAACAACGAACUGGACACCACCAAACUGAAUAAUGAGUUCCCAGAGCUUCUUCCAAUCAAGGAGUCUCUCAUCAAGUAUGUUUUCCAGCCAAAUAAGAAGAAAUCCGCCUCCUAAGUUGGUCUGUAGCAUUCUUUCUUCUCGGUUCAAUAAGUUUGUUUGUUCAAUUUACCCUGUCGAUUAAUGCACCCAUUGAACUACUAUAAGUUUGCAAGUGAUGUUUAAUCAUGAUUGAGCCCUCGGUCUGCUGCGCUUA